This is a messenger RNA of Dothidotthia symphoricarpi CBS 119687, 1698 nucleotides long. RefSeq lists its product as uncharacterized. The coding region runs from base 143 to 1249 and encodes 368 amino acids. The transcript has a single exon. Lineage: Eukaryota; Fungi; Ascomycota; Dothideomycetes; Pleosporales; Dothidotthiaceae. The record is from RefSeq and is a predicted model, not a curated record.
GCUCUGUUCGCUCGUUACCUCGUCAACAUCGUCAACUCCACGCCCACAUCGAAUAUUCCUCUCCAGCAUUGGUUACCCCAUUUUACGACGCUAUUCAUUGUACUAUUAUCAGUAUCAUCGACAUCGCUCUGUCUGGCUCACAAUGUCGCCCAUGCAGCUCCCGGCCGAGUUGGUCAACCUCCUGGCGCUGCACUCGUCCUUCCUCACCGCGCUGUCACUGCACUACGCGCAUAAUGGCACCUCGACGCCCGCCGAUCUCCGCGCCUUGACUGAAUCCGUCACACUGGUCUGGAGACAGCGCAAAGUUACUACCGACGACAUGCGUCUCCUUAUGGGCGUCCUCGACCACGGUCCCUCGGGGGAGAACAACCCGUACUAUCUCUCCGACUAUGGCCGCGGCAAGAUCUGCAUCGAGAUCAAGGACAGCAGUCCAAUGCUUGAUGGGAUGACGCAGAUGAACGAAGGCGCGCUGCAGGACAUGUUCAAACAGGGCUUGGACGCUUUGUGGUCGCAAUGGAGUGUCGCGCAGAAGAUUACAACACGCCCGAUCGCGACACCGAAGCGCGGACGUGGACGCGCCAAGAAGGUCGAUGUCAAUCAAGCACGCCUAGAGACCUUUCUCGACGAAACCGCCAUAUCCAAGUUCGUCGCCCAGCUGCCCCUCGCCGACAUCACACCCUGUGCCUCCCUGACCGCAAUCGCGCCCAUUCAAGAAAAAGGACGCAAGCGGCUUAGGGAAUUCAAGGAGAGUGUGCAACAAGGCCGUGCCCAGAAAAAGACACGCCAAACCCCCGGCAAGGAAAACGAGUCCACGUCUCAAACUCAACCCGCACAAGCCAAGAUUACAGAAUUCGCAGCUGUCCGCAAAACAAACCUCCUCGACCGCAUCCUCGCAAAGCAAGAAGCCGCCGCCAGCGGCCCCAAGGCCCCAUCUCCAGCCGAACUCCAGCGCAAGGCAGCGCUCCAACGCUCGGAAGAAGUGCUUGGAGUGCUCUCCCUGCUAUGCGCAAGCAGGCCCGGUGCACGCAUUUCCUUCUCCACAACUACGCUACUGCAGUCGCUGCAGGCCUCGAUCCGCAGCCCCAUCUCGAAGGACGAGGCGAUGAAGUGUGUGGAAGUGCUAGCGAGUGAGGUUGCGCCCGGGUAUGUCAGUAUAGUGAGGAUGGGGAGUAUUUCCAGCGUGGUGAUUAACCGCGCGAUGAGGCCCAUGGAUGUCAAGAGUCGACUUGUAGCGCUGGGCGCUGUGUAGUCUGUGUUUUUUUUUUCAUUUUGUUUAUUGUUCUCUUAUAUCGUUUUGUGUGAAUUCAGCAUUAACGUUAGUUGGAUGGUUUCCUGUGUAUCAGUUUUAUUUGGAUUUAGCGUUUUAGCAUUACUUGUUUUUAUUUCUCUAUUCGUUUCAUUUUGUUCCGUUUCUCUAUUUCUCAAUACGUUUCGAUUUGAAUCGCAUACCAUUCCCAUGACUUGUACUCUAUUUACUUUGUUAUAUCUCCGACAUCGAACGAAUAUCGUAGUUCCCAAUCUUGACUUCAAAUGAAAGACUUGAGUCUUGCAACACCGAUUUUCUCCCUUCCUGGUGCAUUAUUUACUGUUUCCUAUCCCUAGGAUUCUUGUGCUCUCCUCCCUGUCUUGAAGAUAAUGCAGAUAGAAAAGAAUAUGAAUCAUACGGCACCACAAACAUAUCACCAAAAGCCUUGAUCU